Messenger RNA from Hevea brasiliensis (rubber tree), 969 nucleotides. RefSeq names its product EP1-like glycoprotein 4. The record is from RefSeq and is a predicted model, not a curated record. The transcript is spliced from 2 exons. Lineage: Eukaryota; Viridiplantae; Streptophyta; Magnoliopsida; Malpighiales; Euphorbiaceae. The coding region runs from base 1 to 969 and encodes 322 amino acids.
AUGGUUAUUCGGACGACCUUGAAAGCUGUUAUGCAGCUUCUCAUCGUCAUCUCAUUUCUUGCAUUCUCCGUAGCAGCUCAAAUUCUCACAGCACAAGUAUCAACACCAACAUCAUGGACCAAUAAUAUAUCCCUAUCUUAUGACAAUUUUACACGAAUAAUCCUCUCUGAUGGAAAUGCUGCUGCUGCAUUCCAAAACAAAACGAUUUCUUCCGGAUCCAAUUUUGGUUCCGUUUGUGCAUUUCGCAGUGCUUCUGACGGUGAUGGUCGCUUCUUUCUUGUUGUUGCGUUGUUAACAAUAUAUACAGAUAAUUACUCUAAUUUGUCCAUAUAUGAUUAUGCCAACAUAUGGUCUGCAAAUAGAAACAGACCCGUUGGUGAGAAUGCAAAGUUACAGUUACUAGUUGAUGGAAAUUUGGAGCUGAGAGAUGCAGAUGGAAGUCUGGUUUGGUCUACCAACACAUCUAACAAGUCUGUUGCAGGUAUGAAGAUGAUGGACACUGGAAAUCUUGUCCUCUAUGAUGCCAAUAACAAUAUUGUUUGGCAGUCUUUUGAUCAUCCAACAGAUACAUUACUUCCCGGCCAGAAAUUGGUGAGAGGCCAGAAGCUGGUGAGUAGUGUUUCAAAUGGCAAUAUCUCAGAGGGAAAUUUCUAUUUUUCUGUGACCUCUAAAGGUCUGUUUGGUUUUUAUCAAACUAAUGUCCCACAGAUGUAUCUUAAAUUCUAUGGUGAAAACCUGGAAAGCAUAGAGCUAAACUACGAUGGAUCUGAGGAUAUUGUGUUAUAUGUCAAUGCAUCUGUGUUUGGUGUGAGCAGGUUUCUUUAUCAAGCCUCUGUUCGUGGUAGACGAGGACCUUUCUUAAAAUUUGAAUCAAAUGGGCAUUUCAUUCUUUAUGACAGCAGUGGGAUUAGAGCUGAUAACAUGUUGACUGGCUAUCUGUCGGAAUGCGAUUACCCAACACUAUGUUGA